Protobothrops mucrosquamatus (brown spotted pit viper) is the source of this 2031-nucleotide messenger RNA. RefSeq names its product vomeronasal type-2 receptor 26-like. Gene Ontology annotation, biological process: G protein-coupled receptor signaling pathway. Gene Ontology annotation, cellular component: membrane. Gene Ontology annotation, molecular function: G protein-coupled receptor activity. Bases 1 to 2031 code for a protein of 676 amino acids. The transcript has 4 exons. Lineage: Eukaryota; Metazoa; Chordata; Lepidosauria; Squamata; Viperidae. The record is from RefSeq and is a predicted model, not a curated record.
AUGGCUCCCAGUGAAACCCUUCAGACUGUGGGGAUAAUCCAUUUGCUGAAGCAUUUUGGAUGGAUGUGGGUUGGUCUUAUAAUUCUGGAUGAUGACAGUGGAGACAAUUUCCUCCGAGCCUUGGACCCACUUCUGUCUGAGAACAGGAUCUGCUCUGCUUUUCUGGAGAGAUUUCCCAAACAAGCAUUUUUUUCUAUGUUUCAUAGUGAUGUUGUGCAAUGGGUAUGUCGUUAUUUGAAUGACCUCAAAGUCAACGUAUUCAUCUUCUAUGGGGAAAGCAUCACAGCGAUGCUUCUGUUUCUGUUCGUGAGAUAUAUCGAGAACAGCUGUGGAAAAAUGUGGGUUCUGACUGCUCAAAUGGAUUUGACAUUAACAAGUCUUCAUCGACCCUCAGAUUUGCAAAUGUUUGAUGGAGCAAUAUCCUUUGGUAUUAAAUCCAAUGAACUGCCGGAUUUCUAUGAAUUCCUUUGGUCCAUCACACCAUUGUGGAUUCAACGAGAUAGUUUGUUGAAAGAAUUCUGGGAGCAAAGCUUUGAUUGCUCUUUUUCUGACAUCAAAAAGCCAGUUGAAAGUGAUGAAGCUUGUACUAGGAGAGAAGAACUAAAAAACCUUCCUGGGCAUUUAUUUGAAAUGACUGGCCACAGCUACAGUAUCUACAAUGCAAUCUAUGCUGUAGCACAUGCUGUUCAUGGCAUGAACUUACUUAGGUCUAAAUACAAAAGAGUAACAGAAAGUAGAAGGGAUGAACUUCACAAUCAAGGCACCUGGAAGCUUCAUUGGUUUCUUCAAGGCCUUUCAUUUAAUAAUUCCCUUGGAGAAACUGUGUCCAUCAACCAUCAUGGAGAAGUGCUUUCUGGAUUUGAUAUUACAAAUGUCAUCAUGUUUCCAAACAACUCUUACCGUAAAGUGAAAAUUGGAAAGAUGGAUCCCAAAACACUUGAAGGAAAUGAAUUUGUGAUUCAUGAAAAUUUAAUUGUCUGGCCCAAAUAUUUUCAGAGGGUCUUGCCCCGUUCACUGUGUAAUGAUCCCUGUCCUGCUGGCUAUCAGAAGAAAAAGAAAGAAGGCGAGAAAUUUUGCUGCUAUGAUUGUGAUCCAUGUUCUGAUGGGAAGAUGUCAAACAUGUCAGACAUGAUUGCCUGUUUUGAAUGUCCAGAAGACCAAUAUCCAAGUAGGGACAAAGUUCGAUGCAUCCUCAAAACCAUAACAUUUCUAACUUUUGAAGAACCUUUGGGGAUCAGUUUAGUUGUGGUUGCUGUUUUAUUUUCAGUCAUUACUAUAUUCAUACUUGGAAUAUUCAUUAAACAUAAAGACACCCCUAUUGUUAAAGCUAACAACAAGGACCUCACCUACACUCUUCUAAUCUCCCUUUUGCUUUGCUUCCUCUGUUCUUUUCUCUUCCUUGGAAAACCUCUCCAACUGGUUUGCUUCUUCCGACAAUCCGUGUUUGGCAUUAUCUUCUCUGUGGCCAUUUCUUCUGUGAUGGCUAAAACUAUCAUGGUCAUUGUAGCAUUCAUGGCCACCAAACCAGGGUCUGGCAUGAGAAAGUGGUUGGGGAAAAGACUGUCCAUCUUAAUUGUUUUUUCUGGCUCCUUCAUUCAAGCAGGCAUUUGUCUGGUGUGGAUGAUCACCUCUCCCCCCUUUCCAGAGCUUAAUAUGCAAUCAGCGGCUGAAGAGAUCAUAGCAGAAUGUAACGAAGGGUCUGUUGUGAUGUUUUAUCUUGUCUUGGGCUAUAUGGGGUUUCUGUCUCUGAUCAGCUUCAUGGUGGCUUUCCUAGCUAGGAACCUGCCAGAUACAUUCAAUGAAGCCAAGUUCAUCACUUUUAGCAUGCUGAUGUUUUGUAGUGUUUGGUUGUCUUUUGUUCCAACGUAUUUGAGUAUCAAAGGAAAGUAUAUGGUAGCUGUGGAAGUCUUCUCUAUUUUAGCUUCUAGUGCUGGGUUAUUGGGAUGCAUCUUUUUCCCCAAAUGCUACAUUAUUCUGUUGAGGCCUGAGCUGAACAGUAAAGUUCAACUUGUAAAGAGAAAACACUUUUGA